Cavia porcellus (domestic guinea pig) is the source of this 895-nucleotide messenger RNA. It is a transcript of the gene Cimip2c, whose product is annotated as ciliary microtubule inner protein 2C. Bases 142 to 726 code for a protein of 194 amino acids. The transcript is spliced from 4 exons. NCBI's taxonomy places the organism in Eukaryota, Metazoa, Chordata, Mammalia, Rodentia, Caviidae. The record is from RefSeq and is a predicted model, not a curated record.
AAGUGCACUGGUGUCCGUGUCUUCAUCAGCUGCCAUCUACAGUGUCCAGCGUGCAGAGGACUUCUCCCUGUCUGACAUCUGAGGGCGAAAGACAAUGCAAGGAGCCAAGGCCAACUGCAGGCGCUCCUAACUGACUAGGGCAUGGCUGCCAUGGGAGCCGUGGAGACAGGGAUCUUACUUAGUGACAGAUCCAAGUCACAAAGAGCACCUCACUUCUGGAGAAGUCUUCAUACCCUCACCCCUUAUUCAACACCUAAGGCCCUGGCUCUGCCCUGCCCACCACCAGAGGUACCAGGGCCAUGUGCCUGGGGUGGCCUUCUCCUUCGGCUCCCCCUACGGCACCACCACCCUCAAGUACUUCCAGGACCACCGCAGCGCAGCCAUGGGGCAGAGACACGUGGGGCUCAGCAGCGGCAGCUCCUUCCCCACCAUCUUCUCUGCCAACCCGGACCUGGUGCUAACGGAUCGCUCCCAGUUCCGGGACCGCUGGCUGCACAUGCCCAGCUACACUCGCUUCAACCUGGACAGCCACCGCUCCGCCGAGCUGGCCUCCUUCUACCAGAAGGCUCAGCAGCAUCGGAAUUACUACAGAGACAAGACCGGCUUGGUGCCCCGGGUCCCCUACUUCGUGCUGCCUGUGAGGGAGAGGGAACGGUACCCCAUCCCCACCGACCUGCCUGCUCUGAGCCCAAAGGAGAAAUGGCAUCUUUUAAGACUUUCCCCUGAGAACGUGAAGACCUAUCAAACCUUCCCAUCAGGGAAGAAGGUGUCCUCACAAGAGAGACAGAGGAGGGACUGCUACUUCGAGUUCAGAGCUUGAGACCAGGUAGCUGAUGCCUGGGAGCUUUGCCCCUGACCAGAUGGCUCGCGUGGAAUAAAAUCUUUGGCCAUCACA